AUGGGCGCUAUUGGAGGAGACGAGUCGAAGAUACAGCAUGGCCCCAAGCCACGUGCUCCGUUACUGGACUUUUUGCGUGGUCUCUGUCUGGCAUUCAUCGUCUCUUUUCACUUCAUGUGGGACCUCCAAGAGUUCGACAUGUUACCUCAUCCUCCCCCGGCCCACAAGGUCGAUGGACUCCCAAUAAAGAAUUAUAUACUCUUCAUUGUCUACUUUGUCAUCUCCAUCACCUCUUGUCUCACUGCCGCCCUUUACACUCCCUAUUUGGGUUAUGCAUUGUAA
Molecule: messenger RNA, 282 nt
Organism: Perkinsus marinus ATCC 50983
Lineage: Eukaryota; Perkinsozoa; Perkinsida; Perkinsidae
Exons: 1
Coding region: 1-282 (93 amino acids)
Source: RefSeq, a predicted model, not a curated record